Messenger RNA from Chelonoidis abingdonii (Abingdon island giant tortoise), 1560 nucleotides. NCBI's taxonomy places the organism in Eukaryota, Metazoa, Chordata, Testudines, Testudinidae. The record is from RefSeq and is a predicted model, not a curated record.
AGGGCAAUGCUGUAAGCGCCUGAUUCCGGGAGGCCCCUCAGCCCAUCACUUUUCUCUGUGCUGAUGGAUGGAAACCACUGAUAGCUGCAACGUGGAAGCACUUUUCCUUCCCUCUUGAGCUGAUUGCUGCAGUGAGCUCUGCCCGGCCCCGCUGGGCCCCCCACCCAUCUGGAAUGCAGCUCACGCCUUUCUCUGCCUCUCCCAGGACAGCUCAGGGCGGCAUUUGGGCUAUAGAUUAACCAAGGUUCAAGGUAGGAGGUGAGGGACAGAAUCUGCAGUCCAGUGAUGUGCUGCCAGGAGGCAAAGCUCUCCUGAAUGGAUUCCUCGAAUGGUGAUCACUUCUCCAGGUGAUUGAGGUGCUGACCCUCUGUGUGUGGAAGCAUGUCGGGCCCAGUGCCGAGUCGAGCCAGGGUCUAUGCAGAUGUGAACACUCAGAGGCCCCGCGAGUACUGGGACUACGAGUCACACGUCGUGGAAUGGGGCAACCAAGAUGACUACCAGCUUGUGCGGAAACUUGGCCGCGGCAAAUACAGUGAAGUCUUUGAAGCCAUCAACAUCACCAACAAUGAGAAAGUUGUGGUGAAAAUCCUUAAGCCAGUAAAAAAGAAGAAAAUCAAGCGUGAGAUUAAGAUCCUGGAGAAUCUCCGAGGAGGCCCCAAUAUUAUCAGCCUGCUAGAUAUAGUCAAAGACCCUGUGUCUCGCACGCCUGCCCUGGUCUUCGAACACGUCAACAACACAGACUUCAAGCAAUUGUACCAGACGCUAUCUGACUUCGACAUUCGAUUCUACAUGUAUGAAAUCCUAAAGGCAUUGGAUUACUGUCACAGUAUGGGGGUCAUGCAUAGAGACGUCAAGCCACACAAUGUCAUGAUAGACCAUGAGCACAGAAAGCUGCGACUGAUAGACUGGGGCCUGGCUGAGUUCUAUCAUCCUGGGCAGGAGUACAAUGUUCGUGUGGCCUCCAGGUAUUUCAAGGGACCGGAGCUCUUGGUAGACUACCAGAUGUAUGACUACAGCCUGGACAUGUGGAGUUUAGGCUGCAUGUUGGCCAGUAUGAUCUUCCGGAAGGAGCCCUUCUUCCACGGCCAUGAUAACUAUGACCAGCUUGUGCGGAUCGCGAAGGUGCUGGGAACGGAGGACCUGUACGACUACAUUGACAAGUACAACAUAGAGCUGGAUCCCCGCUUCAAUGAUAUCCUAGGCAGACAUUCCCGCAAGCGAUGGGAGCGCUUUGUGCACAGUGAGAACCAGCACCUCGUGAGCACGGAGGCACUCGACUUCCUGGACAAGCUGCUGCGCUACGACCACCAGACGCGACUCACUGCCAGGGAGGCCAUGGAGCACCCAUACUUCUAUCCCAUAGCAAAAGAUCCAGCCAGGAUGGGCCCCUCAGCUGGACUGUCAGCCAGUAACACACCUGUCAGCGCCUCCAGUAUGUUGGCAGGUCUUACCUCAAUGACUGCAGCCCAGCCCAUUGGCAGCUUGGCCGCAUCGCCCAUCAUCUCCUCUCCAAACGCUCUGGGGUCGCCGGUUCCUGCUGCAGCUGGAGUGCCGCCCUGA